This is a messenger RNA of Microthlaspi erraticum, 660 nucleotides long. Lineage: Eukaryota; Viridiplantae; Streptophyta; Magnoliopsida; Brassicales; Brassicaceae. The record is from the annotation of a GenBank genome assembly.
AUGAACCACUCGGUGGAUGAUCAAAACAUGGCUUUUAUCUCUCAAAUGUACCCUGAUGUCUACACUCAGAUUGUACCACAACAAGGAGAAGUGAAGCAGCCGAAGCGGAGGAGAAAGAAGAGCAAAGGAGCGGUGGCUGCCGGAGAUGGAAGCAACGGCUUGUUUAGGAAGAGAAAGCUUACGGAUGAACAAGUGAACAUGUUGGAGAUGAAUUUUGGCGAUGAGCACAAGCUUGAGUCGGAGAGGAAAGAUAGACUAGCGGCGGAGCUAGGGCUUGACCCUCGUCAAGUUGCCGUUUGGUUUCAGAACCGCCGUGCACGGUGGAAGAACAAAAGGCUCGAGGAAGAGUACAACAAACUCAAGAACUCACAUGAUAACGUCGUUGUCGACAAGAGCCGACUUGAGUCUGAGGUUCUUCAGCUCAAGGAACAACUCUAUGAUGCAGAAAGGGAAAUCCAAAGAUUAGCAGAACGAGCAGAAGGAGGUUCAAGCAACAGUCCCAUUUCGUCUUCCGUUUCCGUUUCCGUCGAAGCCAACGAAACACCAUUUUUUGGAGACUAUACAGUCGGAGACGAUGGUGAUGACUAUAAUAACUUGUUUUAUCCUGUGCCGGAAAACAGUUACAUCGACGGAGUAGAAUGGAUGGGUCUAUACAUUUAA